AUGUCCGCGCCCCCGUUGCGCUCCAGGGCGCAGGGCGGGAUCGACGGCACGCCGCCCACCGAGGGGGCGCCGUGGGCGGUGGAUGCUGUCGACGGGGCGGCCACGAAGGGGAGGGCGGACUGCGCCAGCGGCAGGAAGCGGCCGGAGCGGGAGGAUGAGGUGGAGGCUGUCGGCGUUGAGGACGCGGACGUGGUCCGGUGGUCGCACAAGCGACUGCGCACGGGGGGCGGAGGCCAGUUCAAGGGACUGAAGUGGCACGAGAUCAUCGGGCGGUUGGAGCAGGUGGACCAGGAGGACACCCAGGCCAUCAAGCAGAUAUUGGACUUCAGCAUCGCGGCAGCCAAGAACGACCCCGAGGCGCAGUGCCGCAAGGUGGCGCCGGAGCUGAGGAAGGCGCGCGACCUGUUCUACACGAACCGCAAGGCCGCGCUCAAGCUGCUGGACGACACGGCCAAGGCGCAGACGCUGUUGAUGCUGAUGGGCGCCACGGACAUACCCCCGCUGGUCGGCGGCGGGAACAGCCCGUGUCCCAUGGGCACGUCGUCGAGGUCGCAGCACACGCCGCACUACGACGGCGUCACGGGAUCGGACAACCAGUCGGCGUCCGAACUGACGGUGGCGAGCGUGGAGAAGACAUGGUACGACCACCUCCACGUCGCCCUGCGCAAGCCUUCGCUCUCUGAGACACGCAUCCACAAGGCAGUGAGGUCGGCAAUCUCUGCCCUCAACAGUGAACCACACAGGUGGCCAGAGGAGCUGUUGCAGGCCCUGGAAGUUGCAUUGCAGGCCCAGACCAAGGAUCCUGCCGCACAGGCCGACUAUGUCAGUGACAUUCUUGCAAAAUUUGGGCCCCGGGAGCACCGCGCUGGUCAGCAUUCAGAAGAGGUGGCAGGCGAGCUGCUUCAGACGAUGCACCAGGCGAAUGGACAGGACUGCAGGAAUGGGCGUGAGGGCAGCCCUGCGGUGUUAGAGAGCAGAGGGAUGAGGUCGACAGCCAAUACUGAGACUGCCACAGCUGAAGAAGUGCCAGCAGGCUGGGAGAAGCUGUUCAACCCAAAGGACGCCAGUAAAGUAAAGGGGUAUUUGAAUGAUGAAACUGGACAGUUUGUGCGGACAUUGGAAGAGGUCUUGCAGCACGAGAAAAUGAGGUUCAUGGAAUGCCGAGAGUCACAGCCUGAAAAAGGAAGCGCCACCAAGGAUGCUGACUUGCCAAGCUGUUCAAAUCCCACUUCAGCCAGUGCUGCAAGCACACAGAAAAAGCCUCUGCUCCGGCAGUCCACAAUCUCCUCACACAUUGAUGAGGACCGGGUGGCCCCAGAGAGGGCGCCACCCCCCACAACGCCGUUCGAUAACGCAUCCCCUCAGAUCCUGCGCCAAGUUUCCCAACUCAAAGGCAGCCGUGUGAGUGAUGGGAGUGGUAGUAUCUCAAAGAUGAUGAAGAACGGAGGCCAAGCUGUCCGGCACCCUCACGCACAACAGCCUGUGCUGACAAAGGCUGCCACAAUGUCAUCCUACCAAAAUGCUAGUGGGCAAAGGGUUCCCUCAAGACUGACCGUGCCUGGCUCUGGCAGCCGAACCAAUGGAAAAUAUGUCCUGGGGCAAAAAGGGGAGCAAGUCUUUAUGCUUCCCGCUGAAGGCAUUGAUGCCGCCCAGUUGUUGCAAAGGCAUGGUCUGCUGCCCGGGCCAGGACAGCAGCCCCAGCUUCAGAGGAAGGGACCAACAGUCAACGCACCAGGAACCGCCCAAAGCAGAAAGAGAGAAGGAGGACUUUUGGUGCAGGCCCCUGCACACAUCAGUGGAGGCCACCAACAGCAGACUGCAGCACCUCAGCUGACACUGCAAGGCAUACGUGAAGCCCUUGAAAGAGCAACUCCAGCUGUUCCGCAGCAGCAACAUGGUGGAACACCUGGAAAGCAGCAGCAAGUGAUGAUCCGGCUACAGGGGGGUCGCGGAGAACAGAUGGUGGUGCUCCCAGCAUCGUCCCUGUUUUCAAACGCAGCAGCCUUGCAGCAGCAACAACAGCAGCGGCAGCAGCAGCAACAACAGCAGCAGCAGCAACAACAGCAGCAGCAGCAGCAGCUGCAGCAACGACAGCAGGCUGGGACCAGCCCCCCGAUCAGGUCCAACAGCGCACCAGUGAAUCUUGCUUGCGCCUCUGUGGUCAACUUAGGAAAUAACAAGGUUAUGCUCAUCCCCCAGCAGAAUGCAGGCACAGGUGGGCGAACAGUGCCCACCAGCACACCGCCCACACUCAGGCAGGAUGGCCUCAUUCGCAUGGCUCAGGAACGAAACCGAGGUGUUGGUGUGGUGCAAGCACGAGUGGAGUCCGGAAAGGGGAGCAAAGACGUGCUCCGGACACCACCUGUUGCUCAGGGCAUGCCACCAGUUCUCCAGAGGGAUGGAUCGAUCCCAAAAGCAGGGGGGUCAGCAGGGUCACCACUGAACAUGGCUGUGCAGCGGCAGCUCCUGCAGUUGUUGUCACAGUGCAAGAAUGGAGAUGGUAAUGUCAUCGACCCCGCUACACUGGAAAUGCUAAUAUCCAAGAAAGGAAUGGAUGAGGGCGAACAAACUGGGAAGAUGGCACCGACUGUGGCAUCUAGGACGGGGUCAGGGGAUCAUGCGGAGCUUUCUGUUGGCAUGAGGAACUCCGGCAGUAUACGCAGGUCCAACAGCGCUUGCAAGACGACAGAACAUCUGGGCCUUCAAAAGCAGCACUCGACAACUUCGUCGUUGAGGUCCAACCUGCGUGGACCAGAGGAGCCACACACAGGAGCCGAGGUAGUCAGGCAACACAGCAGGGGCGUGGGCAUGACGACCAGCCGUCAGUCGGGUCCGACAUCUAGCACUCACAGUGAGGGACCCUUGCGUGGGGUGCCACUGAACACAUUGAAGGCACUGGCAGCUGGGGGCCAGCUGGAGGAUCUGUCAAUGAUGGCAGAGGGCAGUGGUGCAGGGAAGAUGGCACUGAUGAUGGAUGGCGAUCGACCAACUAUGGUGCCCCUUCCUGAGAACCCCACAGAACUGUCUCAGGUGACUUCGGGUACAUCGAUGAAGAACCUGCAGCUUCUGCAGGUCCUGGGGGGAGGCAAGAUCCCUGUACUGUUGCCGCCGAUGGCAGGUGGUGCCAAGGCCUAUGCAAAGUCUCAAGAGCCAUCUGCUUCCAGGCAGUCGGGUCAGACACAAACGUCCUCAGGGAGGACCUCUAGCGAUGGACAGCAAAAACCAGUGAAAUGGACUUGUGUCUUGAAGAGCAAGCCCACCCCACAGCGUCCUAUCGAGGAGCUGUUCACUGUGGUGGGGUGGGUGCAUCCCAAGCUGCAGAAGAAGCUUCCUGGGACAAUGACAGUGGCUGAGUUCGAGAACCCAAGGCAGCUGGACUGCUGGCCUUCUGAGGAACACAUCGACCUGCAUCUGGAUGAAGGGACGUCAGACAGGGGCCGCCAUGCGUUGAAGAAACUCAGUGAAAUGAAAUUGGCCGCCGUUGUGCACCUGCCUGAGUUUGACUUCAUUUUUGUGCCACACCCGCACCAUGGAGACAUCGCAUUGAUGGGUCUCAUUAAAUCUCCAAAGGUGCCGUGCUCGAGUGUGCCCCAAUCCGAAACUUGA
Ostreobium quekettii is the source of this 3606-nucleotide messenger RNA. NCBI's taxonomy places the organism in Eukaryota, Viridiplantae, Chlorophyta, Ulvophyceae, Bryopsidales, Ostreobiaceae. The record is from the annotation of a GenBank genome assembly.